Molecule: messenger RNA, 2529 nt
Organism: Malassezia vespertilionis
Lineage: Eukaryota; Fungi; Basidiomycota; Malasseziomycetes; Malasseziales; Malasseziaceae
Exons: 2
Coding region: 1-2529 (842 amino acids)
Biological process (GO): proton transmembrane transport; vacuolar acidification
Cellular component (GO): fungal-type vacuole membrane; vacuolar proton-transporting V-type ATPase, V0 domain; vacuolar proton-transporting V-type ATPase complex
Molecular function (GO): proton-transporting ATPase activity, rotational mechanism; ATPase binding
Source: RefSeq, a predicted model, not a curated record
AUGGGAGACGAAGGCCUGUUCCGGUCGGCGACAAUGUCGCUGAUCCAGCUGUAUAUCCCGUCGGAGAGCGUCCAUGCGACGGUCACGGAGCUGGCAGAGCUUGGAGACGUCGAGUUCAAGGAUCUGAAUCCCGACGUUGCGCCUUUUCAGCGCACGUUUGUGUCGGAUAUCCGGCGCCUCGACGAGAUGGGGCGCUGUGUAAGCUACCUAAACGAGCAGCUGGCUCGGGAAGAGAUUCCCGCACGCCCGCUCGAGAGCGCAAUCCCUUUCUUGGCCGCCAGCGCCGAGGAGUUUGCGCGGAGUCCCAUGUUUAUGGAGCAGCUUGCGCGCGAGCUGCAAGAGUGCCAGGAGCGCGUGGCGCAGAUGAACAAGAGCUACGAGUCGCUGCAGCAGCGCCUCCAGUCUCUCGAAGAGUCCAAGCACGUUAUCCGCGAAACCGCCGUCUUCUUCCAGCACGCCGAGCACGGCGAGUCGCAAGACGUUACGCGCUUGAGCAUGGACAGCGACGCACACGCGCCGCUCCUGGACGACAGCCAUUUGCGAGGCUCUGGUGUGCGGGGUAUGCAGGGCCUGCCGCCCGCAUUUGCGCUCGAGUUCGUCGCGGGCACAAUCGACCGCCGCUGCAUGGGCACGCUCGAGCGUGUCUUGUGGCGCACACUCCGCGGCAAUCUCUUUAUGAACUUUGCCGAGAUCAGCCGCGAGUUUGUCGACCCCACCACGGAAGAGCCCAUGUUUAUCAAUGUUUUCCUCGUGUUUGCGCACGGCGCCACGGUACUUGCCAAGAUCCGCAAGAUCUGCGAGGCGAUGGGCGGCACGCUCUUUCCGGUAGAGAGCGAUGCUGCACAGCGCGACGCGCACUUGAACACGGUGCUGGAGCGGAUCGAGGACCACGAGAAUAUCCUGUAUAGUACAAACGCCGCGCGCCGUACAGAGCUGCUGCGCGUCGCUGAAUCGAUUUCUGCGUGGGAAAACUUGGUGCGCAAGGAAAAGCUUGUGUACGAUACCAUGAACAUGCUGCAGUAUGACAAGAGCCAGAAGACAAUGACCGCCGAAGGCUGGUGCCCCACCUCGGACAUUCCCGCCAUCCAACUCGCCUUGCGGCGCGCGACGGAAGAUACAGGGGCGCAUGUCUCCUCGGUGCUGCAGACAAUGCCCACAAGGGAAGAGCCGCCGACUUUCCAGCGGACAAACAAGUUUACCGAGGGCUUCCAGGCCAUUAUCGAUGCCUACGGACACGCAAAGUACAAGGAGGUCAAUCCCGGCCUGUUUACCGUAAUUACCUUUCCUUUCCUCUUUGCCGUGAUGUUUGGCGAUGUAGGCCACGGUGUGAUUCUGUUCCUCUUUGCGCUUGUGAUGGUGUAUUUCGAGCGCAAGCUCCUGCGCACAAAGCUGGACGAGAUCACCCAAAUGUUCUUUUACGGCCGCUACAUUAUCCUCCUCAUGGGCCUGUUUGCCAUCUUUACCGGGUUCUUGUACAACGACAUCUUUUCCCUUUCUAUGCACUUGUGGCACACAGGCUGGGAAUGGCCGCGUGGCGAAGGAACUCUCACGGCGGCGCCGAAUGGCCACGUCUACCCCAUCGGCCUCGAUCCGACAUGGCACGGCGCAGACAACAAUUUGGUCUUUACCAACUCGCUCAAGAUGAAGCUCUCCAUCAUUCUCGGCGUCGCGCACAUGACCUUUGCCCUCAUGCUCAACAUCCCCAACGAUCUCCACUUUAAGCACGCCAACUGGAUCUGGGCCGAGCUGCUGCCGCAGGUGCUGUUUAUGGAGUCGCUGUUUGGCUACCUUGUCAUUACCAUCAUCUACAAAUGGGCCGUCAAUUGGUACGCCACAGAUGCGCUAGGAAAUGCGCUGCACAAUUCCCCACCGGGGCUCUUGAAUAUGCUCAUCUACAUGUUCCUCAAGCCAGGCGUUGUGGACCAGAGCGAGGUGCUGUACUGGGGCCAGGCAGGCAUUCAAACGGCGCUCUUGCUUGUGGCCUUGCUCUGUGUGCCUUGGAUGCUUGUGUGCAAGCCUUACCUGCUCUACAAGGAGCACAAAGCACGCGCCGGCGCGGGGUACCACACGGUUGGCUCCGCGCGCGGCGAAGAGCGCGUAGAAGGCGUGCAUGAAGACGAGCAAAAUGUCUUGGACGAGGUGCCCGACGAGCAGGAAGAGGAGGCGUUCGAGGUUGGCGAGGUCGCUAUCAACCAAAUCAUUCACACAAUCGAGUUCUGCCUUGGAUGCAUUUCAAAUACGGCUUCCUACCUGCGUCUCUGGGCACUGUCCCUUGCGCAUGCACAGCUCUCGCAGGUGCUUUGGGAUAUGACGAUCAAGAAUGUGUUUGGCCUGACGGGGGUCGUCGGUGCCGUCGCGACAGUGCUUGCUUUUGGAAUGUGGUUCGUGCUUACCAUUGCCAUCCUUUGUGUGAUGGAGGGACUCUCGGCAUUCUUGCAUGCACUGCGUCUGCACUGGGUCGAAGCUGGGUCCAAGUUUUAUGCCGCAUCGGGAUACGCGUUCCAGCCGCUUUCCUUCAAGCAGGAGUAG